AAACACGAACUUCUCGACUUCUUUUACAGUCGUAACUUGUUAAUUCCACAGCAGAUCGCAGCGAAGUGAAUACAAGUCGGGUUUUUCCGGUAAUCGUAAAAGCCUUCAACUUACAAGAAUAAUAAAAAUAACACCGGAGACCCGGCUACCUGGUCGACAUUUGUGCUUCAACCGUCCAUCAGACGCCUUUAGAAUAGUGCCUAUUGACUUGUGAGAAAAUAUAAUAAUUCACGGAGGUGUAUAGUUCACUAAAAUUUCGAAAAAAAUGAAAAUUUUAGUCGUAUUUUGCGUUCUAAUGGUGGCCGUUUCCGCCGAUACCUGGACAACGUUGGACAAGCACGAUUGCCAAUCUAGCUGCGUGAAUAACUGCCAAAGGGAAAACUACAAAUACGGGGAAUGCAUCAAUCAAGGCGGACUGUUUCCCAAAUUCGCCGACUGCCAUUGCUGGCACAAGGACUACAAUUACAAAAAGGACAAUGAGAACUAUUACAGGCCUUACAAUUAUUAAAUAAGUCGCUACAGAAAAUUCGAUUAUAUUAGUUAAUUAGGUAAUUAGUUUUGUAAUUGUAUAACCUAACAUUUGUGUUUUGAGAAUAGAAUAAACGAUAAAAAUG
This is a messenger RNA of Phyllotreta striolata, 614 nucleotides long. NCBI's taxonomy places the organism in Eukaryota, Metazoa, Arthropoda, Insecta, Coleoptera, Chrysomelidae. The record is from the annotation of a GenBank genome assembly.